AUGCUUGAGCGAGUCCCAAUUUCGACCAUGAAUAAAAAGAGUCAUUGUAUGGAUAAGCCUGGAACCCGCAAGGAGCUCAGUGAAGACAUGACCCGUGAGUCACUCAUUGCAAUCUCCUACGGAUUACCGGACAAUUAUCCCACAGAUGUCGCUUUUCGCGGAGAAAUAAACGGCGUGAAGAAAGUCAAUCAACCUCUCGAUAGUGAUGGGGAUGAGAAAUUGAGGUCUAAGCUCAUCUCAAUUUCUGAUUUACCGCCACCAGAGGGUAAUGUACUUCUGCCCUUGCCUCAGGAGAUCAACAGUUAG
Messenger RNA from Striga hermonthica, 306 nucleotides. The record is from the annotation of a GenBank genome assembly. Lineage: Eukaryota; Viridiplantae; Streptophyta; Magnoliopsida; Lamiales; Orobanchaceae.